Messenger RNA from Mercenaria mercenaria, 1468 nucleotides. RefSeq lists its product as uncharacterized. Gene Ontology annotation, molecular function: protein binding. The coding region runs from base 120 to 1448 and encodes 442 amino acids. The record is from RefSeq and is a predicted model, not a curated record. The transcript is spliced from 8 exons. Lineage: Eukaryota; Metazoa; Mollusca; Bivalvia; Venerida; Veneridae.
UUUUAUCUUAUCUUUGAAACUACAUGUUAUGUCUUUGGUUAACACAAUUUUGAUAUGUUAUGACAGAAUGAACGGACCGUUACAGUAGCUGCAAUACAGGGAGAAAGGUGUAUAUAACAAUGAGUCUCCUAUUUUCAAAAUUACUGUUAGUCAGCAUUUUAGCACUAUCCAAAGCCAAGUUCGAUCCCAUAGCAUUCUCUGUAUCCCAGUAUGCAGUACUCAGUGUCACAAAUGAGACGGUACUCCCAUAUCCUCAUACGAUAACAAAUCACAUGCACAGAAACGAAAUAUCAAACGGUGUGUUUACAAGUAGAGAGGGUGGAACCUUCAAAUGUCAGGUGUACUCAUUAGCCGGUAGUAACAAGAAAAUAUUCCUGGAAAUCUGGCAUAACGAUCACCGGGUCGCUUCCCUAUAUGCGCAUUCACCAAGUUACGGUUCUGGGGGAAACGCUGUGGUUCUCUCUCUCUCCGAAGGGGAUACAGUACAAGUUAAAACAAGGAUUAACUAUCCUGAAGUCGUUUACGAUUUGCCAAAUGAAAUAUACAACACAUUCACGUGUGUCCAGAUUGGAUCUGAAGCAAUAAGUACUGAUGAAACAGCCAUACCGGCUUUCUCGGUAACAUCCAACCGUAACCAGAAUGUGAAUGGUGGAGACUCGAUCAUGUACAACACUGAACUCGUGGACAUUAAUAACGCAUUUAACCUAGACACGGGAGUCUUUAAUGCUCCUACCUCUGGAAUAUAUAUUUUUCACUUUUUCAGUCUAGCUCACCAAAACGAAGAAUUAUGGCAAGAUUUGUUCCACAAUGACCACUACGUAUGCUCCAUAAAAUGCGUAACUGACUUUGAAUGGACUGGUGCGGGAAAUACAGUCAUUUUACAUCUGAACGCCAACGAUACCAUGACAGUAAAAGCUCACGCAGGAGUUGACAAUUAUUUAUUUGGAAAGCAAGACCAAAUAUUUACAACAUUCUCGGGAGUCCAAGUUAUAACAGAUCUGGAUAUGUUAUCACCAGAAUCAUACCCGGUAGUGGCAUUUUCUGUCGCUCUUACACAUAACGUUACGGUGGCAGCAGGGUCAACUGUUCCAUUUGACAAAGUUUUCGUCAACUAUAAGAAUUCCUACAAUAUAUCAACCCGUCGUUUCGUCGCACCAGCAAGUGGUGUUUAUGAGUUUAACUACCACGGUAGAACAUCAACUGGAAGCAGUAUAUAUCUAAGACUGAUGCAUAACCAAAGAUACAUAAACAGCAUAUAUGAUAAUAUACCAGGUCACCAUGCGACCGCCGGAAACGCCGCUGUACUAGAAGUUGUUGGAGGAGAUGAAGUUAGAAUCGAAUCAACAGGAAUUACAAACAAACUGUAUGGUGAUCGAAAUGAAAUAUACUGUACAUUUUCUGGCUAUCUGCUUCAUGCUAUCACACCGGGUGAAAUAAUUGUGGGAUAAUAAAAACCAGUCAAUACACA